GAUUCCGAUUGCAAUGGACAUUUGAAGCUCCAUUCUCUAAAUGAAGCAAAUAUUGCUAAUAUAAUGGAAGAACUGAAGAAAUAUUGUCAUCGUGUGCCCAUUAAGAGCAGGGGCAAGCCCAAAUUGCCAAUUGUCCUGGUGCCUUUUCGGCAGAAGGGCAAUCGCUUUGGAACAAUGAUCACCAUAUGCCAGCCAGAUGAAUGGCGAGAACUCGAAGUCUCCUGGCCAGCUAUUCCGGGCAAGCGAUUGGUCUGCAACAGAUCGGUAUGCAGCUGUUGUCGACAACGCACGGGGAAUUCCAAGCCAGGUGAGGCGUCAGUUGAUGUUCCUAAGCGCUCAAAAAAAAAGAAUUUAGUCGCGGGAACAAAGUUGCAUCGAACAAGAGCCGAACCCAAAGCAUUUUUAAGAGAGUUUUCAAAUCGUUCUCAAUCACCGAAAACGGAAACGCAUAGAGAACCAAAUCGUACAGAAUACAAGAAAUCGACAAGGUCAAAUCGUGUUCCACAUCCUAAAAGAGAAGUGCGAGCCACUCAGGUUGCCGAGACGUCCCACAAGGCAACAGGUACUUCAACCCGUUCAUCGUCUUACAAGAGAGGCUCCUCUCGCACUUAUGAGAGGCAAACUAAUAGACCCCAGAACAAGAACAAUCCUGAAUAUAUCGAAGCUCCUAAAAGAGGCGAUGCCCGCCCAGUGGCAAAACAAACCUGUCGAUCACAGAAUAAUCGCAGUGAACCUGUAGUAAGGUGUAUUUUGUUGUAG
Molecule: messenger RNA, 759 nt
Organism: Drosophila virilis
Lineage: Eukaryota; Metazoa; Arthropoda; Insecta; Diptera; Drosophilidae
Source: RefSeq, a predicted model, not a curated record